CCGAGAGCAAUAACGCCCGUGCGUUCUCUGCGUUACGCUGCAGUCUGAGGCGCAGCUCGACUCAGGGGCGAGAGGAGCGGAGCUGGGCCGCCGAACAAGUCGAGUCUGGAUCCGGGCGAUGGGAGCCGCGGAGGUCUUUUUUUGGACUCCGACAUCCUUUUUUCACUGCGUCUCCCACAUCGAGCUUCCUCUCCGGGCUUCUUCUUCGCAGCAGGACAACUGCGGCUCUCUCCAACUAUGGAUUGCCUAAUUGAAGUUGGGCCACCUGAUCCUGUUUGCGCCAGCUGGGCAUCCCCGUGAUAUUAGCGGAACAAGAGAAGUCGUUAUUAUGAGCCGUUGUGCAAGCGGAGGAUUUCCUGCACAGAGAGGCACAAUUUCAUCCUCAGGACACAACAUUUUUAUCUGUGCGUAACGGACGUAAGACGCAGCGGAUCCGUUUGCAGCCGAGAGAAAUAAGAGGCGCAAUGUUCUAGCAGUCACGGAGGAACUCUUUAGUUGAUGUAGAGAGUUUGUUUGUGAUCGUUUUUAAUUAUUUUGUCGUUGUACGCGCAGGGCGAUUGCGCACAACAGGUUUUCUUUUUUUUUAAGCAGCCGCAGGACCUGGAACUGCGGACACUGUGAAGCCUUUGAACUUUUCUCCGCAAAAUAUCUUUGCAAAGCUGCCUCGAUGGCUUUGCCGGAUAGUGGCAUAUCUGGGGAGGAGUUUCCUUUCCCAGAAAUAAUAGAGCUCAAUGUCGGCGGCCAGGUGUACAUAACGCGUUACUCUACCCUCACCAGCGUGCCAGACUCUCUGCUGUGGGAGAUGUUCAGCCAGAAAUCAGCCAAAGGGCUGGCCAGGGACACCAAGGGGCGUUUCUUCGUCGACCGAGAUGGUUUUCUGUUCCGCUACAUCCUGGACUACAUGCGGGACCAGCAACUGGUCCUCCCGGACCACUUCCCCGAGCGCGGCCGUCUGCAGAGGGAGGCUGAGUUUUUCAACCUGCCGGAGCUCGUCAAGCUGCUGGCGCCCAAGAUCAGCAAGCAGAACUCGCUGGGGGACGAGGGGUGUCCGAGCGACCCGGAGGACUCCUCGCCCGGCUUCGACUCGGCGCGCAGCCUGGGCUCGCUGGGGGCGGCGGCGGCCGCCUGCGCCAGCCUGGUGCCCGGCCCCGCGGACGGCAAGCGCUCCGGGUUCAUCACCAUCGGCUACCGGGGCUCGUACACUCUUGGCCGCGACAGCCACACCGACGCCAAGUUCCGGCGGGUGGCGCGCAUCAUGGUGUGCGGGAAGACCUCCCUGGCCAAGGAGGUGUUCGGGGAGACCCUGAACGAGAGCCGCGACCCGGACCGCCCCCCCGAGCGCUACACCUCGCGCUACUACCUGAAGUUCACCUUUCUGGAGCAGGCCUUUGACAAGCUGGCGGACGCAGGCUUUCACAUGGUGGCCUGCAACUCCACAGGAACCUGCGCCUUUGCCCACGAGCAGACGGACGACAAGAUCUGGACCAGCUACACUGAAUAUGUGUUCUACCGCAGCUCACCUGCCAUUUCUGAGCCCGUCACCUCAGACCCACCAGCUCCUGAUGAAGUGAUUACGUCUGAACCUGCUGCCCCCCAUCAUGAAUUAAUCCCCGUGGACCUCGGCAGCACCGGGAGAACCAAAAGCCUCCCAGAAACCAGCUGCAGCUCCAUGCUGGACCUUCAUAAACCAAUCCCUCCUCCUCUAACCCCUCCUCCUCCACCUCUUCCUCUUGUUGCAGACAUUCCCGACCUUCCACUUCCAUCGCCCCCUGUCCUUCCUCCCCCUCCCCUUUCUACCAAAUCUGCUUCUAUCUCCAGUCCUCCUCCUCCCCUUUCUACCAAAUCUGCUUCUACCUCCAGUCCUCCUCCUCCUCCCCUUUCUACCAAAUCUGCUUCUACCUCCAGUCCUCCUCCUCCUCCUCUUUCUACCAAAUCUGCUUCUACCUCCAGUCCUCCUCCUCCUCCUCCCCUUUCUACCAAAUCUGCUUCUACCUCCAGUCCUUCUCCCCCUCCAUUUUCCACCAAAUCCGCGUCGACCUUCCAACCUCCUCCUCCUCCACCCCUCGGCGACAGCCCCCAGCGCCCCACCACCCUCAACAUAAAGACACUUCCACGGUCCACCGCCAGGGAGAACGGCGGCCCUCCGCAUCGGGCGGAUGACGACGAGGACGAGAGGAAGAUGCUGGAAGAGGAUCUAAAGAAAUGCAUCGAGGACUUCAAAAGGAUCCGCUUGCCCACGGUGUUUCCAGACCGCAAGAGGCACUGGCAGAAUGACCUGCUCAAGAAGUACAAUGCGUAAAGUGCUUCUCUGUGGUACUACUCGGAAUAAAACCCCAUGAGAACUUUCAAAAACCAUGCUGUGAUUGGUGAAGAGAAGCUCAGGCUUAGGUUAAUGUGAAAAAGUGUUUGCGUUUUCCCUGUUUUGGCUUUUUUUGUUGACACACUUAAAUGUUUCAGUUCGUCAAACAAACUUUAACAUUAGACAGAGAUAACCCGAGUAAAUGCAAAAGUAAAAAAUGAUCUCAUUCAAUAACAGAAAGAAGAUAUCCAAACCAGCUAGGCCUGAUGUAAAAACGUAAUUACCCGCUAAACCUAAUAAUUAGCUGUGACACACUUGGCAUCAACAGCUGCCGUUAAGUGUUUAGUAACCGGCAGUGAGUCUUUUACAUUGUUGUGGCUUCAAUUUGCAGAAUUGUCCUAGAUCAGCCAAAAUUGAAGGUUUUAUAUGCUGAAUAUUUUUCCUUAAACUUUUGGGACCAUGACAAUGUUUCCUGGCAAAUCUGAAUUCUUUCUGCUCAGCAAUACCGUAUUUUUCGUACCAUAAGGCGGACUGUGAAUUU
Molecule: messenger RNA, 2840 nt
Organism: Fundulus heteroclitus (mummichog)
Lineage: Eukaryota; Metazoa; Chordata; Actinopteri; Cyprinodontiformes; Fundulidae
Product: BTB/POZ domain-containing protein KCTD12-like
Exons: 2
Coding region: 668-2299 (543 amino acids)
Biological process (GO): protein homooligomerization; regulation of G protein-coupled receptor signaling pathway
Molecular function (GO): protein binding
Source: RefSeq, a predicted model, not a curated record